Molecule: messenger RNA, 1137 nt
Organism: Papaver somniferum (opium poppy)
Lineage: Eukaryota; Viridiplantae; Streptophyta; Magnoliopsida; Ranunculales; Papaveraceae
Product: glutathione S-transferase T1-like
Exons: 7
Coding region: 97-840 (247 amino acids)
Source: RefSeq, a predicted model, not a curated record
UUCACGUGGGUAUACUACUGAAAUCCUCUUCUUCAGUUUUUAUAAGAUCGCAAAGAAGAAAUCUAAACUUGGAAUAUCUCAAAAACAAAAGGAAAAAUGGCUCUCAAAAUCUACUGUUUUCGCAUGUCUCAGCCUUCUCGAGCUAUUCUCAUCUUUUGCAAGGUGAACGGAAUUGAUUUUGAGGAGAUCACUGUAGAUUUAACUAAAGGUGAACAUAAAUUGCCAGAAUAUGUUAAAGAAAUAAACCCUUUUGGACAAGUUCCAAGCAUAGUUCAUGGAGAUCUCAAGCUUUUUGAGAGUCAUGCUAUCCUAAGCUACAUUGCUUGUGCAUCCCCAGGUGUCGCCGAUCAUUGGUAUCCAGCUGAUCUAGCCAAAAGGGCUAAGAUUAACUCAGUCUUGGAUUGGCAUCACUCCAAUUUACGUCGUGGUGCAGCACCCUUUUGCCUGCAUACAGUACUAGGACCUCUAUUGGGUAUUCCUACGAGUGCAGAAGCUGCUGCGGAAGCCGAGAAAAUUUUAACCACAUCCCUUUCACAAAUUGAAUCUGUUUGGCUCAAUGAAAAUGGGAAGUUUUUAUUGGGUAAUUCACAACCAUCAAUUGCUGAUCUUAGCCUUGUUUGUGAAAUCAUGCAAUUUGAGAUUUUGCUUGAGGAGGAUCGUGUCCGAGUGUUAACCCCAUUCAAGAAAGUGUUGAAGUGGAUUGAGGAUACAAGAAUUGCUACAAGCCCUCAUUUCGAAGAAGUGCAUAAAGUCUUACUUGGAGCAAAAUCAGCACUACAUAAAGUACCCCUUGAAGAAGACUAUGACUCCAUGUCAAGCAUUAAGGCCAUGCUUAACUGAGAUUAUAAAAACCUUAUUAUUCAAUCCUCGAUGAGUUGAUUUGAAGGCCGGCUGACAAGUAUGAUUGUCAGGAGGGUUCUAAGCAUACUUCUGUCGUUUAAGUCAGUUGGGGUAUGAGGGCAGCUCUAGUUUCACUUGCUCUUGUGCUCAUGGUGUGUUUAAAGGCUUUGUGUUAUGUGUGUAUGUUAAAGCACUUUCUCUUUGAGUUUUGAAAGGAUACAAAUAAAAGUUUCGACAUUGAAAUGCAACAGAUGAUCUAAAUAAGUUAUUGUGUACUUCGAUUUUGAGAUUGUGAAA